AUGCCUGCCUUCAACCACACCGAUGGAUCAACUAAUCAACAAGUCUGUGUGUUUCUCUGUAACAUGCAAAUGAUCUCAUCACCAUCUCAGAUGCUCCUGGCAUUUCAUACGGAUUUAUUUGAUAAGGAAUUUAAUCUGAUGACUACCGUGUACUGUCAAAGUGAGCAAGACAUGGCGCUACUCUGCAGCUAUUCACAACCAGGGAUAACUAAGGAUUUAGCUAGAAAGAUUGGUAGAAAAGGAAUGAAAUUCACUACAAAUUUAAAAAUUAAACUAAAUGCCUGCACAAAAGAAUCCUCCAACUCCUCCUCUAACAUGGAUUCAGACAGCUAUGUUGAAAUGCAUGAUAAAAAAGCCCAAGUAUACUCUAAAGCACAGAUACAAGAUAUCACAAAGGAGCUACAUUGCCCACUGUGUCAAGACUGGUUCCGUGAUCCACUGAUGCUAACCUGUGGCCACAACUUCUGCCAGACCUGUAUCCAAAACUUUUGGAAGCCGGAAGUCAAAGAAACCUUCUGUCCUGAGUGUAAGAUGCUGUGUAAAUAUAGCAACUGUACAUUCAAUAUUGUAGUGGAGAAGCUGGUAGAGAAGAUUAAGAAGCUACCCCUCCUCAAGGGCAAUCCACAAUGCCCAGAACAUGGCGAGAACCUGAAACUGUUCAGUAAGCUAGAUGGAAAACUGAUCUGCUUUCAAUGCAAGGAUGAUCGGUUGUCUGUGGGACAGUCUAAGGAGUUUCUGCAGAUCUCUGAUGCUGCUCGUUUCUUCACGGAGGAACUUAACAUCUUUCAGAGUCAACUGGAGGAAACGCUGAGGGAGCUUCAGUCCCUGAGGAAUAUGCAGACGGAUGCUAUUGCUGCUUACAAGGAAAACAAGCUUCAUCUUCAGCAACAUAUCUCUCUGGAGUUUCUAAAACUGCAUCAGUUCUUGCACGGUAAAGAAAAGGAAGUUUUAAGUGAGCUUCGGGAAGAGGGGAAAGCCCUGAAUGAGGAGAUGGAACUAAAUUUGAACCAACUUCAGGAGCAAUGUCUACUAACCAAGGAGAUGCUGGUGAGCAUACAGACACGGAUGGAACAGCAGAACGCCUUCGACUUUCUCAAAGACAUCACAGUUUUCUUAGAUAGCUUGGAGCAAGGAAUGAGGAUGCUGGUACCUAGAGAUCUUGUCUCCAGAAAGCUGAAUCCAGGGCAGUUCAAAGGUCCUAUCCAGUACAUAGUAUGGAGGGAAAUGCAGUCUACCCUCUCACCAGGCCUAUCUCCAUUAACUCUGGAUCCUAAAACAGCUCACCCAAAUCUGAUGCUGUCCCAAAAUCGAACCAGUGUGUGGCAUGGUGACAUUAAGCAGGCAAUGCCUGAUGAUCCAGAGCGGUUUGACUCAAGUGUAGCUGUGCUGGGCUCUAAAGGUUUCACAUCUGGAAAGUGGUACUGGGAAGUAGAAGUAGCAAAGAAGACAAAGUGGACAGUUGGAGUCGUCAGAGAAUCCAUUAUUCGGAAGGGCAGUUGCCCUCUGACUCCUGAGCAAGGAUUCUGGCUUUUAAGACUAAGGAACCAAACUGAUCUAAAGGCUUUGGAUUUGCCUUCUUGCUGUCUGAAACUGACUAAUGACCUCAACAAGGUGGGCAUAUACCUGGAUUAUGAAGGAGGGCAAGUAUCUUUUUACAAUGCUAAAACCAUGAACCACAUUUACACCUUCAGUAGCACUUUCACUGAGAAAAUUUAUCCCUAUUUUUGCCCCUGUCUUAAUGAUGGUGGAGAGAAUAAAGAACCACUGCAGAUCUUACAUCCACAGAAUUAGUCAUACUGUUAUAUUAAUUUGGUGUGUUAUUAAAGAAGGUAUUGAAAUAGUU
Chrysochloris asiatica (Cape golden mole) is the source of this 1843-nucleotide messenger RNA. It is a transcript of the gene TRIM69, whose product is annotated as tripartite motif containing 69. The record is from RefSeq and is a predicted model, not a curated record. Bases 1 to 1791 code for a protein of 596 amino acids. Gene Ontology annotation, molecular function: protein binding. Lineage: Eukaryota; Metazoa; Chordata; Mammalia; Afrosoricida; Chrysochloridae. The transcript is spliced from 9 exons.